Trichomonas vaginalis G3 is the source of this 416-nucleotide messenger RNA. Its product is annotated as protein of unknown function, DUF4106 family. The record is from RefSeq and is a predicted model, not a curated record. The transcript has a single exon. The annotation marks the transcript as partial. NCBI's taxonomy places the organism in Eukaryota, Parabasalia, Trichomonadida, Trichomonadidae.
AUGCCACGUAAGCUACGUAAGAAUAUACGUAAGAGGAAGAGAGCAUUGAAACAUCCAAUAGUAAAACUGACACCACAACAACAGUUGCAACAACAAAUUAUGAAUGACCCCACUAUGUUGCAACAAAUGUCAAGCAACCCUAUGCUUUUAAACCGAGUUAUUGGUGCACAGAGUGGAGGUUUAAGAGCGGCACUUUUAGCGAAAAUGGCAGGCUAUGGUGGAGCUGCAGACGGAACAGCUUAUAACCCUCAAAGUCAAAUGAAUUUGAGUUCACUCAAAAAUCAAAUAACAGAUGUCAAAAAGUCAAACAUAGACAUACAGAAACAAAUAAGUGAAAACGAAAAGAAACUAGAAUAUGACAGACACACAAAGAAACUCAAUGAGUUAAACGUAGAGAAAAAGAAGAAAGAAGAACA